This is a messenger RNA of Diatraea saccharalis (sugarcane borer), 897 nucleotides long. Lineage: Eukaryota; Metazoa; Arthropoda; Insecta; Lepidoptera; Crambidae. The record is from the annotation of a GenBank genome assembly.
AUGCUAACACAAUUAACAUGCGUAAAUAAUGUAGCAAUAUCUAUAUUCAUUCGGAAUGAUAACGCUCAAUUAGAGGUGAUAACAUGUCUUUUGGCCUUCACGGCAUCUUCUAAAGCAGACGGUUUGGGCGGUCUCGUUUAUGCUCCAGGACAUGCCUCUGCUGACUAUUAUACGUAUCCGAAAUAUGCGUUCGAAUACGCAGUAAAAGAUCCUCACACUGGUGACAAUAAAGCACAAUGGGAAAAAAGAGACGGCGAUGUCGUAAAAGGUGCCUAUUCACUCGUGGAACCUGACGGCAGUCUGAGAGUAGUGGAGUAUUAUGCUGAUGACAAGUCUGGCUUUAACGCAGUCGUCAAACGAGUCGGUCCGAAUCUUCAUCCGACUGUUGUACCUGCAGCACCCAUAUACAAAGCGCCCAUACCGGUUCUGGCGAAUCCCGGACCAAUUGCUCCAAUUUCAAUCGGACCGGUAGCUAAAUACACGGGAUUAGCGAGUGCCCCGCUCAUCACUGGCCCGGUCUUAGGUGGAGCAGUGUCUUCUGUCAAUCUAUACAAAGACACAUCGCCUGUAAUUGUGAAGUCUAUCUUGCCUGCUCCUGCAACCCCGAUACUGCCAGCGCCUAUAGCUCACGCUCAAAUACUUCCAUCGCCUAUUGUUCCCGCAUCGAUAGUUAAACUCCCUAUUGCCCCAGCACCUUACAUUCCUUCACCAAUAAUUAAAACCUCUCCGUAUCUUAGCGCGCCAAGUCCGAUCAUCUCGCCAUUAGGAGGAUGGGGCGGUUUGACGGCGGCACCACUGGCAGCUCAAGGGCACUUGGCAGAACUCGGCCAAGGUUUGCUCUACAAAGGUUCUCUGCUACCAUACGCAAAGUUGGGAAGUCUAGACUACGACCACUAA